ACAAGAAUAAAAUUCCCUCUAGACUUUCAAUCACAGCAACCACGUCAUUUGUGCAGCCAAUUAUUUUUCUACGAGCCGAUCUAAUAUGCAGUUCCCUUCCAUCCAAUUCAGUUGCUUCGUCUUAUCGCCCGUGACUUAUCUGGUCACUAAUUUCAUCAAAAAAAUUUUAGUUCUUUCUUAAAAGCACCGAACCUGUUUUCCCCUUAUCGACCACGCGCAGAUUAUGUUUCAAGAAAGAUCCUGGAUAGCAACCCGGCUCUAUAUUGCAGCCCAGACAAACAGCCAAACCAAAUCUUGGAUGAAACCCCGUCUGGGUUGCUUUGGUUCGGUUCAUUCCUAAACCCUGUUUCCCGUAUCUUCUUCCAGCCCUAGGCGGCGGACAGUGCUGUCCCUCGCCCCUCCCAACGCCCGACAGGAUGAGAGGCUUAAGCAGGCUAGCCGCCGCCCCCGGCCGCCCCACCGCCUCCGCCUCCUCAGCCGCGUACUCCACCUUUUCCGGCGGCGGCGGCGGCGGUGGCGGGGGAAGGGGAAGGGGAAGGGGCCGCGGCUCCAGCCCUCCACCGAGAUCCCCACUCCCUCCCGGCGCCCCCAGCCAAGGCGAACCCGACGCGGACGACGACCCCUUCGCCCCUGCUGGCCUCGGCCAUGGACGAGGUCGUCCCGUCCUCCCGUCCUCCCCCGUCCUGCCUUCUUUCUCCUCCUGGAUGUCCUCAUUCAAGCCCUCCUCCUCCCCCGCCGCGGGCCGUGGGCGGGGCCGGUCCCCACCGCCCCCAGAAUCCGCCGGCCGCGGCCGCGACCUCCCCCAGCCUCCGCCCUCCGCCUCCGCGGACGAUUCCCAGACCAAAAGACCUAUCUUUUUCAAAAGGGAGGAUUUUUCCGCUCCCCCGGCGCAAACCCAAUUCACCGAUCCCGAGGAAGUGACCCCUCUCCCUCGGAGCCUCUCCCCCCUACUCUCCGGCUCCGGCCGGGGAAAGCCUUCCCGGCCGGCGGAGCCCGAUUCCCGGGCGAGCGAGGAGAACCGACAUGUCCGGCCUAGAGCGCCCAUCGGGGCCCCAAGGGGUGGGCGGGAGCCAGCGGAGCCGAAAGCGGGCCAGCCGACACUGAACCGUGAAGAGGCGGUGAGGAAGGCGGUGGAGGUUCUUUCUCGAGGGGGCCCUGGCGGCGGGAGAGGUGGCGGGAGGGGGAGAGGGGUUGCAAUGCGUGGGAGAGGGAGGGGUGGGAGGUUUAGGGGCAGUCGGGCUGACGAAGCUGCGGAGGAUCAUGGUCUUUAUCUCGGGGACAAUGCUGAUGGAGAGAGACUGGAGAAGCGGCUUGGAGAAGAGAAUAUGAAGAAGUUGGCUGAAGAGUUCGAAGAGAUGAGCUGGAGUGCGCUGCCUUCUCCAUUGGAAGAUGCCUAUUGGGAUGCUGUCCAUACUAACAAUAUGAUCGAAUUUGAGCCAGAAUAUCUGGUGAAUUUCGAUAAUCCUGACGUUGACGAGAAGCCUCCGAUGUCCCUCCGUGAUGCACUGGAGAAGGCAAAGCCUUUCUUGAUGGCAUAUGAGGGGAUAAAAAGCCAAGAGGAGUGGGAGGAAGCUGUUCAAGAGACAAUGGAAAAGGUACCGUACCUGAAUGAGCUUAUAGAAAUGUACUCUGGGCCUGAUACAGUUACUGCAAAGCAACAACAACAGGAGUUGGAAAGAGUGGCAAAAACACUUCCAGAGAAUAUACCUUCUUCCGUGAAGAGGUUCACUGAUCGUGCUGUUCUUACUCUCCAGAGCAAUCCAGGCUGGGGUUGGGACAAGAAGUGCCAGUUCAUGGACAAGCUUGUGUGGGAGGUGUCCCAGCAUUAUAAAUAGUGCAAUAUGGCGGUCUUUAGUCUGGUUCUGAAGAAAGCUUUACAUGUUUGCCAUAAAUAAUGGGAUUUUGGUAAAGCUAAGGGCUCAUGCAAUGUGUUUGUCAUCAUACCCGCUGUAUCUGACCUUUAGUUGUUGAUACAUCUACAAUACUAGGAUGGAAGGAAUAAAUUUUUCUAUUUCAAUACUCUACAGUUAUCCAAAAAAACUUUACGUAUUCACUGAAGAUUUA
Molecule: messenger RNA, 2064 nt
Organism: Elaeis guineensis (African oil palm)
Lineage: Eukaryota; Viridiplantae; Streptophyta; Magnoliopsida; Arecales; Arecaceae
Source: RefSeq, a predicted model, not a curated record